Molecule: messenger RNA, 1173 nt
Organism: Olea europaea var. sylvestris
Lineage: Eukaryota; Viridiplantae; Streptophyta; Magnoliopsida; Lamiales; Oleaceae
Product: probable WRKY transcription factor 33
Biological process (GO): regulation of DNA-templated transcription
Molecular function (GO): sequence-specific DNA binding; DNA-binding transcription factor activity
Source: RefSeq, a predicted model, not a curated record
AUGGGGUCUAGGACUAGUGAAAAGUUUGAUAUGCUUGUGCAGGUUCUUCCAUCUCCCACUACAGGAAGUUUUACUGGUUCGCUAUCUAAAGAUGAGGAUAGAAAUUUCUACUAUUCAAUCAAAUAUGGGGGCAAUUUGGCUCAAACUCACUAUGCUCAACCUACUCAGUAUACAAGGGAGCAGAAGAAAUCGGACGAUGGAUACAACUGGAGGAAAUACAACCAGAAACAAGUCAAAGGAAACGAAAAUCCUCGUAGUUAUUACAAGUUUACAUUUCCAAGCUGUCCGACUAAGAGAAAGGAAAAUUUGGAUGGUCAUAUUACUGAAAUAGUGUAUAAAGGAAGUCAUAGUCACCCCAAGCCUCAAUCCACUCGAAGAUCAUCUUCGAAUUCAAUUCAGAAUCAUACAUACUGUUAUAUGGGAAUUUUAAAUCAGUCAAACUCAUUGCUCGAAGAUGCUAUAGGGGAACCUAUCACAACCCCAGAGAAUUCGUCAGCUUCUUUCGGUGAUGAUGAUUUCGAACAAGGCUCACCAAUGAGUAACUCGAGAGAUGAAGAAAAUGAACCCGAAGCCAAGAGAUGGAAGGGAAAAAGUGAGAAUGAAAGCAUAUCUGCUUCGGGCAGCAAAACGGUUCAAGAACCUAGAAUCGUCGUUCAAACCACAAGUGAUAUUGAUAUCCUUGAUGAUGGUUACAGAUGGAGGAAAUACAGACAGAAAGUUGUUAAGGGCAAUCCGAAUCGUAGGAGCUACUACAAAUGUACAUACAAUGGUUAUCCGCUUAGGAAGCACGUAGAGCGAGCAUAUCAUGAUUUGAGGGCGGUGAUUACCACGUACGAAGGAAAACACAACCAUGAUGUUCUUGCAGCACGCGGCAGUGGCAGUUAUACUAUGAACAGACCACAUAUUAACACGAACCAGCCUAUGGCUAUUAGGCCAUCUACCGGUAUGAUGACAAAUCUCCCCAAUUCUAUUCAGAAAAACAGGGUAUCAGGAUCACAGAACCAUGCUUCGUAUACCCUUCAGAUAUUGCAGGACACGGGUGAUUUUGCCUACUCAGGUUUUGGAGACUCGAUCGGUCCAUAUAUUGAUCAAAUGCAACAGACAGACAAUGCCCUCUCCAUGGCCAAGGAGGAACCUAAAGAUGACUCAUUUUUUUAUUCUUUUCUGAACUGA